Messenger RNA from Acanthochromis polyacanthus (spiny chromis), 2008 nucleotides. It is a transcript of the gene dbt, whose product is annotated as dihydrolipoamide branched chain transacylase E2. NCBI's taxonomy places the organism in Eukaryota, Metazoa, Chordata, Actinopteri, Pomacentridae. The transcript is spliced from 11 exons. The record is from RefSeq and is a predicted model, not a curated record. The coding region runs from base 76 to 1566 and encodes 496 amino acids. Gene Ontology annotation, molecular function: lipoic acid binding; acetyltransferase activity. Gene Ontology annotation, cellular component: mitochondrion; cytoplasm.
CCGGAGACAGAAGAAGAAGAAGCUGCGCGGUGAUUGGCUGCUGAGAGGGGCGUGCAGCGGUAGCAGAGAGGGACGAUGGCGGCGGUGACCAGAGGCUCCUUCAGUGUUUUCAGGCGGCUGGUGAGUCAGCAGUACCGCCGUCGGUGUUUCCGGCUGCAGACCUUCAGAUCUGUCAGAAACCUGCAGCCGCUCAGCUCCACAUGGGACAGAAAGUUGCAGAUGUUCAGCUGCAGAACGCUGCACACCGCCAUGGUGAAUCACGGACCGAUCGUCCAGUUCAAACUGUCCGACAUCGGAGAGGGAAUCAUGGAGGUGACGGUGAAGGAGUGGUAUGUGAAGGAAGGAGACAAGGUGUCCCAGUUUGACAGCAUCUGUGAGGUUCAGAGCGACAAGGCGUCGGUCACCAUCACCAGCCGCUACGACGGAGUCAUCAGGAAGCUCUACUACGACGUGGACGCCACUGCGCUGGUCGGCAAACCGCUGGUGGACAUUGAGACAGAGUUGAAUUCAGAGGUGAUUCAGGAGGAGGACGUGGUGGAGACGCCUGCCAUGGCCCGAGAGGAACACACCCACCAGGAGAUCAAAGGACACAAGACCCAGGCCACGCCCGCCGUGAGACGCCUCGCCAUGGAGAACAACAUUAAGCUCAGCGAGGUGGUAGGGACGGGUAAGGACGGACGCAUCCUGAAGGAGGACAUCCUGAACUUCCUGGCGAAGCAGACGGGCGCCAUCUUGCCUCCAACUCCAUUCCAGGAGAUCCAGACUCCGCCCCCUGCUGCCUUCAUUACUGCUGCUGCUGCCAGGCCAGCCAGCGUUCCACCAGCUGUAAAGCCUCCACCAAUCACCAAACCUGUCUUCACCGGAAAGGACGUGACAGAGCCGCUCAAAGGUUUCCACAAAGCGAUGGUGAAGACGAUGACGGCGGCGCUAAAGAUUCCUCACUUUGGUUACUGUGAUGAGGUGGACCUGAGCCGACUGGUGUCUCUGAGGUCGGAGCUGAAGUCAGUGUCUGAGAGUCGGGGGGUCAGACUGAGCUACAUGCCGUUCUUCAUCAAGGCCGCCUCCCUCGGCCUCCUCCACUUCCCCAUCCUCAACGCCUCGGUGGAUGAAGCCUGCCAGAACAUCAUGUACAAGGCGUCUCAUAACAUCGGCCUGGCGAUGGACACCAGUCAGGGUCUGCUGGUUCCGAAUGUGAAGAACGUGCAGCUGCUCAGCGUGUUGGAGAUCGCUCAGGAGUUGAACCGUCUGCAAACGCUGGGAGCUGCUGGACAGCUGGGUGCCGCCGACCUGAGUGGAGGAACGUUCACGCUGUCCAACAUCGGAUCAAUCGGAGGGACGUACGCCAAGCCGGUCAUUCUUCCUCCUGAGGUCGCCAUCGGCGCUCUGGGAAAAAUCCAGGUUCUGCCGCGGUUCGAUGCUGCCGGUCAGGUGGUCCGAGCUCACAUCAUGCAGGUGAGCUGGUCGGCGGAUCAUCGCAUCAUCGAUGGAGCCACCAUGUGCCGCUUCUCCAACCUGUGGAGGGACUACCUGGAGAACCCGGCCAGCAUGGUGCUGGACCUCAAAUAGACAGGACGGUUUCCCAUCAGCCCCGGGGAGGACGCCACCGACCGCCACUCCUGUUUCUGAGGCCUUCACACUCUGUCGUUUCCUUGUUGCCUUUGAGGGGGUGGGGGGGUCAGUCGGUCAUGGUGUUACCGUGACGACCACACUCUGAGUGCAGGUAGACGUAGGUAGUUUGGUUUAAGUGAACUUUAUCUGGACUUUAGGUUUAAACUGCAGACUUCUGAGACGUUCUGUGGCUGCUGGACGACAGGAAUGAUCUGAAAUCGUCUGUCUGAGGUUUGUUCUUCAUAUUCAGUCAGAAAAACAUCACGAGGUCUCAGGAGGGUUUCACAGUUAGUAGCUUUAUCCAAAAGCUUCUGGAGCUUCUGGAUUUCUGAACAUGGCUUUUGGCUGAUUCAUGCUUCCUGUGUGCAGAACCGAAUCUGUUAAAACCACAGUAAUGACA